Oncorhynchus nerka (sockeye salmon) is the source of this 5133-nucleotide messenger RNA. Its product is annotated as collagen alpha-2(IX) chain-like. Gene Ontology annotation, cellular component: collagen type IX trimer. Gene Ontology annotation, molecular function: extracellular matrix structural constituent conferring tensile strength. NCBI's taxonomy places the organism in Eukaryota, Metazoa, Chordata, Actinopteri, Salmoniformes, Salmonidae. The record is from RefSeq and is a predicted model, not a curated record. Gene Ontology annotation, biological process: extracellular matrix organization.
AGGAGCUCCUGUGUUCACUGGGGCAGGCUGUAGGGCUGCGUUACACCUCUCUCUCAUUCCAUCUCUCCCUCCAUCCAACCAUUCCUCUACACCACUUUUACUGGGUGGAAUCUUCGGGGCUGUGCACAUAGCCCCCAUCCCCCUUUGGAUUCCCUAACGUUUCUGUCCCGGCUUGAAGGAGAAGACAGGGGAGAGCGGGAGAAAGCAAGAGAAGAGAGGAUUUAGUGCUGAGGAGAGAGAGAGGGAGAGGAGAGAGGGAUCAUGACUGGACUCUCGGCUGUGUUGAAGAGCUGGGUCGCCCUGCAGACUCUGUGCCUGGCUCUGGCCCAAGUGAGCGGUCCUCCAGGACCUCAGGGCAAUCCCGGCCUGCCUGGGCCCUCUGGCACCCCCGGGUCCGACGGCAUCGAUGGUGAGAAAGGACCUCCUGGUCCUCCUGGCCCAACAGGCUUGAAGGGAGAGCCAGGUGAACCUGGUCCAGGUGGAGCUCCAGGAGAGAAUGGCAUUGACGGUUUGAUUGGAGCAAAGGGAGAUCGGGGUCCUGUCGGGAACCCUGGACCUAAGGGCCAGCCUGGGCCUGGUGGUGAACCUGGACCCACUGGACCCGGACUGCCUGGGCUCGCUGGAGCCCCGGGCCCAAUCGGCCUCCCCGGUAAAAUUGGACAGACUGGAUCUCAGGGCAUAUUGGGAGCAUCUGGACCUCCAGGAAUUCCAGGACCCCCAGGAAAACCAGGACCUCCAGGGAAGUUCUUGGGAGGAGAGGAGGGCAGCGCAGACUUCCAGUGUCCAAUCAACUGCCCAGCAGGGCCUAAGGGUCCCCAGGGACUGCAGGGGGUCAAGGGACACAAAGGUCGUGCUGGUGUGCUGGGAGAGCCUGGUAGCAUUGGGAAACUGGGUACGAAGGGAGAGGUCGGCGUCUCUGGGGAACAGGGAAUCCCAGGACCCCCGGGUCCUAUGGGAUUGAGGGGUUACCCUGGAAUGAUGGGCCCCAAGGGAGAGGUGGGACCUCGUGGUUACAAGGGCAUCAACGGACCAGUUGGCCAACCUGGACCCCCAGGUGAGGAGGGACCCCAGGGACCACCUGGAGAGGCUGGGAAGAAAGGAGAUUUGGGUGGCCGAGGUAUCAAGGGCCCACAUGGAGCCGUUGGCAAGAAGGGAGAGAACGGUCUGCCUGGUAUUGAUGGAAAGGACGGCACUCCUGGCAUCCCUGGAAUCAAGGGUGCCCCAGGGCAGGCUGGGAGGCCUGGUGGUCCCGGUCACCAGGGAACAGCAGGUUUGCCUGGCAGCCCCGGAACCAAGGGUGGACCUGGAGGCAAGGGAGAGCCUGGUCCCAGAGGCCAUGUUGGAAUGUCUGGUGCCCCAGGACCUCAGGGUGAGCCUGGUCUUCCUGGUGAAGCUGGUAUGGAGGGUGUUCCUGGUCCUAAGGGUGACAGAGGCCAGAGGGGAGCUGUAGGGCCACAGGGUGUACUCGGCAAGGCAGGCAACAAGGGUAUGAGAGGACCCAUGGGUGUUCCAGGGGCUCAAGGCAUCUCAGGAACUAAGGGAGAUAAGGGAUUCCAAGGAAAAGUUGGGGCGAAGGGAGACUUUGGGGAUCCUGGUGUAGAAGGCUUGGCUGGGGAGAAAGGGGAGACGGGUUUGGGUGGAGAGCCUGGACCCAAAGGACAGCAAGGAGUGAGGGGAGAGCUAGGGUUCAACGGCCCCACAGGAGACUCAGGUAAACCAGGAGACCAGGGACCAGGAGGACUGCCCGGGCCUCGUGGCCUCAACGGAGAGAGAGGACUGCCAGGCAUGCCAGGAAUCGUGGGGGCAGCUGGACGGGAUGCAUCUGACCAGCACAUCAUUGAGGUGGUUCUGAAGAUGCUGCAAGAGCGUCUGGCGGCUGUAGCGGUGAGCGCUAAGCGUGCCGUACUGGGUGGAGCCGGUGUCAUGGGUCCCCCUGGUCCUCCUGGACCCCCAGGUGCUCCCGGUGGUCAGGGCCCACACGGCCUCACCGGCGCCCGCGGCAUCCCUGGCAUGUUUGGAGCCUCCGGCCAGAUUGGCAACACCGGACUGAAAGGAAAGAGAGGAGCAAAGGGAGACCGAGAUUCUGGCAAACCACAUCCUGGUCAACCAGGACCCCCUGGAAUACCAGGUCCUCCUGGUAUUGACGGCGUGGCUCGAAACGGUAAGCCUGGCGAGCGAGGCCCCCAGGGCUCGGCAGGAGAGGCUGGUCGUCCCGGUAAGGUGGGCCCCACUGGUCUUCCAGGGUUCUGUGAGGCUGCAGCCUGCCUAGCUGCCUCGGCCUACACCUCCCCCAGACUACAGGACUCCGCCAGGGUCAAGGGCCCCGGAGUCUAAUCUGAGACCUCUCCAUCAAGAUCCCCACAACACCAGGAGGGAGAGAGAGAGAGAGAGAGACAGACAGAAGAGAGAGAGGAGGGAUAGAGGAGAGAGAAAGAGAGAGACCACUCUCCUUCAUUGGAUAUCAUUGAGAGCGAGAAGUGGGGGCAAUACGAUCGUGAAUGAUGUUGUUCCCUGACCCUUAAACUGGUGACCUUCAGUUCUACUGUUUAGAGACUCUGUUUGCAACACAUACCACAUCCACCCACUUUAAAUCACCAUGAUGACAGCCACUAACAGCCAAUAACACCCCUCUGAAUUUAUCAUCUCUGGUCAGGGAUUGGCGGAUGUAAAUAUCAGUCACGUCCAACUGCCCCACCCCCACCACAGAGGGAGAGAGAAUGAGAGAGAGAGACGUAGUGACAUCUGAAUAUCAUGUCCAGUGACAUCAUUGAUGACGUCAUCAUCAGCCGUAGCCCCUGGACUGGGAGGAGCAGAGAUAUACUUUGAGUCCAAUGAUUGGUGUUUUUGUUUUGUACCGUGGUCACUUUAAAUUGGAUUGAUUUAUAUCUGAAAUAUUAAUAUUUAAAUAUAUGUUUUGAAGGAAAUAAUGCAAGCAUAUGCCCACCUCCUCUCCCCACCAAGCAAUAAGUGCCGUACAAGUUUACACAAAGGUACCAAUAAAAUAUUAAAAUCAAAAUCUACACUCCAUACUGUACCUUUGGAAGAUGUAUUGCUAAACCUGUCACCUGUAUGCUUGAGUGAAAUAGUCAAACCCCUUUUUUGCUCACAUGUACAGUGCCACCCCUGUCUACUUUCGCCUCAUUUAGAAACAAAUGAUUUCUUUAGAUUUGAUCUUUUCCUGUAGUUGCCUGGCAACAGCAUAUCCUGAUGGGCACUCCCAUCUAUCUCCCAUAAUACAGUGCUGUAAAUCUUUGUAAAUGUGUGUUGAUUUUAUGUAGAGAAAAAAAAGAGGAUGGGUUAGAAUAUGAACCGACCAAAACAACCCCUGUGUUAAUGAAUCUAAUCAGCAAUAAAGUUUCAAAGUUCAAAUGACUGCUUUUCCAAACAGAUCAGUUACACAAAUCAAUAUUUAUUUGCCACUGUCAACUAACUUCCAUGGAGUCAAUCAAUGUCAACAUUCUAACAACAAACAGGACUGAUUAUUUUCAUUAACAGAAGCAAUUCUAUUUGUUGUUCUUUAUAUGAUUCAUCUGUAAAGACUUAGGUUAGAUUUUUUUCCCCUGGUUGUUCAGGUCAACCAAUUCCAAACCAAUAAAGAAGAACGUUUUGUAAAAACCUGAAUGUUCUUCUCUCUCAUGUGGGAACUGUUGGAGCUCUGAAAAGAAACGAUUGUACAAAAAUGACAUGGCCUUUAUUCCAUUGGUCUUAGAGAUGGGUUAAUGGAUAUCGUCUAGACUUUCUCUGUCUGUGUGUCACACUCCAGUCCAGUCGUUGCUGGUGAUACACCCUUCAAAUUGGUUGCCAACUGUUUUCCCAGAAAAUACGUAAGUGCUGCCUAACUGCAUGUAGUUUACUGCCUCGACUACAGGAUAAUGACAUUCACUAUUGUAGGGCUAGGUAUUCUGGGUAUAAAGCCUAUACCAUUUAGAGUGUCCCCAAACACCCAGUUCAGUUUCUGGCUUUCUUUAGUUCUAUUUCUGCUGAAUCAUCAGCAGUUUAUCCUGCCCUAUCCUUCUGUGUGUAAUACAACGUCAUGCUCUCAACGCUGCAGAAGUUAAGCUUCUGUGUUACCUGAAAACUAUUCCACGUGGACUCAUUCACAUAGCAGUAUGAGUCUAGCAGGUGGCUUGGCGUUUAUACAAAAGCCGCUCUAGCACUCUGCUUACUCGAAAAGCUACCUCAUUUCAUUGGAGCGCGAGUUAACGCUUUAUACCUAGUGUGUUUUUACUCAGAGAACAAAGAAAAGGCACUCCAAUUAAAGACAUUGAUGGUAACUAUGGUAAAACUGAGUCACAUGUUAUACUUUGAUGUGUAAAGUGUGUUAAUCAACAACAACAUCCUGACCAGACCACGUCUGCUUAAAACAUUUUAUUAACUCUUUCUGAAACGUUUUCAUUAAAAAAAACAUCUCUUUACAAAAAGUGAUGCCAACAUAAAACACACAACAGAUAUACUGAGAGUAGCAGGGGAACAGUGGUGUUGUUUCAACAAGAUGCUUUUAAAAGCUAGGAAUGAAGAGGGGAGAACUAUUGGGGUGGUUGUUCAGUAUAACUAGGGUCAGUAGGUUUUCUUGACCAGAAAUCACUAUGGACAGUGAAAACAUCAGGAAAACCUCAUGGCCCUUCCAAUAACAACUCAGAACAUCCAUAUGAAUCUAAACAUGGUGACAAAUCCCUUACUGACACCCUUACUGACACCCUGGCCUGUAGUGUAUAGAUAACAAGUAAAGCUGCACACAUUCAAAACAACACAACAUACAAGGCAGGAGACAUACAAGUUGUACUCAGUAAUGGAUACGAGGGGAAGCUGAUUGGCACAGCGAUGCCAGCGAAGGUUUGGGUGAAGAUGCUAAACAGCCUCUCCUAUGAAAAUUCAGCCUGUUUCUCUUAGUGGUCAUAAAACAUCUAUUUCCGUAAAGCAUGACCAAAUGACGGCAACUUGCCCAAAGUCCCCAGGUUUUCCAUAAAUCCUGGUUGGAGGAUUCCGAAUGUUCUGCUUAUCCCCUCCAUCUUCCAAACAAGGAUUUCUGAAAACCCUGGGAACUUUUGGAAAGUUACCUGAAUUGUGCAACCCUAUUUUAGUUACAGUAACCAGUGGUGUGCUGGACGAGAAACAAAUAUCCCUUUACAGUUG